Molecule: messenger RNA, 792 nt
Organism: Podarcis lilfordi (Lilford's wall lizard)
Lineage: Eukaryota; Metazoa; Chordata; Lepidosauria; Squamata; Lacertidae
Source: the annotation of a GenBank genome assembly
AUGAAGGAUGCCUAUGUGCAGAAGAUGGUGAAAGUGUCUACAGAUUAUGAUCGCUGGAGUCUUAUCUCCUUGACAAAUAACAGUGGGAAGAAUGUUGAGCUUAAAUUUGUCAACUCUCUCCGACGGCAGUUUGAGUUCAGUGUUGAUUCCUUUCAGAUAAUCCUCAAUCCUGUGUUAGAUGUCUAUAGCAAUGCAGAUGGUGAGCUGUCAGAAGAUUCUAAUUUGUCCAUCAUUGCUGAAAGCAUGUAUGGAGACUUCGAUGAGGCCAUGGAGCACCUGAAGUACAAACUGAUUGCCACAAAAAAACCCGAAGAGAUCCGUGGUGGAGGCCUUUUGAAAUAUAGCAACCUUCUGGUUCGGGAUUUUAAGCCAGUAAAUGAGGCAGAAAUUAAAUCACUGGAACGUUACAUGUGUUCUAGAUUCUUCAUUGAUUUCCCUGAUGUAACAGAGCAGCAGCGGAAGAUUGAGUCAUACUUGCGCAAUCACUUCAUUGGGGAAGGGAAGAGCAAGUACGACUACCUGAUGACUCUGCGUGGGGUUGUGGACGAGAGCACGGUCUGCCUUAUGGGACACGAGCGAAGGCAGACACUGAACAUGAUUACCAUCUUGGCUCUCAAAGUGCUUGGAGAGCAGAAUAUCAUUCCCAAUGCAGCCAAUGUAACAUGCUACUAUCAACCUGCUCCCUACAUCAGCGACAGGAACUUCAACAAUUACUAUAUUGCUCCUAGACAGCCACCCAUUAUCUACCAGCCCUAUUCCUUUCACAUUCCCAUGCAGAGUGGCAUGGUGUAG